CUGGCAGCAAAUGGCCCGUCUUCACUAGUUGUGCGGGCCCCAGCAAAACUUCCAUUCUUUCGGAGUUUUAUGGAUUAUACAGUCAGAGGGGUCGAUUCCUUAGAAGGUAUAGCUGCUUCGCAUGACUGCACUAUUGGCGAAUUGAUGAAACUGAACCGAAUGAGUUCUCGAAUGGUUUUCCCAGGUCAAAAGAUUCUUGUGCCAUUGCCUUCGACAGACCGUGUCGUUGAUAGUGAACCCAGGACUACCUCGUCACACAAGCUUGUUAAUCAAAUUGGAGGCAGUGAGAAUGCUGCUGAUGGGAUUCGCAAGGGACCCGGUGGUGCCGUUCCAGCACAACAUCAGCGUAUUCUAACGAAAACGAGAAGUGUACCUGUUUCUCGCACUGAUGAUGCCGAUUCUGAUUGCCUUCAACGGUUUUUGAAGAUUAAAGUAAAACAAGUUACUGAGUCUGAUGGAACAGUAUCAGGCACUCUUCUCGUAACUCCUAAUUGUCUAAUGUUCGAUCCAGAUGUUAGUCACCCGUUGGUGAAAGAAAAUGGACAGGAUAUAUACGGGAUGGUAGCGAACAUGGACGAAAUCGUUUCCGUCUCUGUUUACAAGGACAUAAGCGCGCUGACGGGAGAUGAGGCAGAAAAGAAGAAGGAUAUUUUUGAUCCAGAUCAUGUAGCAAUCGCAAACAUAUCGAACUUGUCACAGGUUAUUCAUAUCUACUCCAAUAUUUUUGUUCCACACCAUUCAACGGAGCUCGCUAGCGAAGCUUUGUUGCCAUCCAUCGACGAGGAGUCACAGAGUUUAAAAUCGCCUGGCGACGACCACCGUAACUACAUUGGUGAAGACGUCACUCAAAUUGCUCAAAUACAUUUUCGUCAACAUUCGUCGUUGUCUCAGACGUCAUCAUUGUCACUACGUGAUUCGGAAGAACGACCACUAUCGUAUUCUGACAUAGAUGCAGCUCAAAGUCAGCACUCCGGAUUUGGCUCCCGUUUCUCCCCUAACGUUGCGAGACGUUCAUUUGGCAAGCUUGGACGAACGCUUAGUGCUCGUGCUAAGUCAAUCCAAGGUACUGUUGCUCAAGGUACAAAACAAGUUGCUCAUGGAGUUGUGUCUCAUACAAGAAGCGCUGCAGGUUUGCAAGUUUUUUCUUGCGUAGUACUAAUUUACUGGAUGAAAAAUAACGUGCAUUUUCAGUGCUGCUCUCCUCCCAGACAAGUCUGGUACCAAUUUACCGACCCCGGACGGAUGGAGGGCUUGGUGAUCCUGGGACACGGGAUUGAUUCCAAGUGCGGUGCAGGGCGCCUCUGA
This is a messenger RNA of Angiostrongylus costaricensis, 1305 nucleotides long. The record is from the annotation of a GenBank genome assembly. Lineage: Eukaryota; Metazoa; Nematoda; Chromadorea; Rhabditida; Metastrongylidae.